Molecule: messenger RNA, 6546 nt
Organism: Drosophila kikkawai
Lineage: Eukaryota; Metazoa; Arthropoda; Insecta; Diptera; Drosophilidae
Gene: osp
Product: myosin phosphatase Rho interacting protein outspread
Cellular component (GO): actin cytoskeleton
Molecular function (GO): actin filament binding
Source: RefSeq, a predicted model, not a curated record
UUACUCAUGAGAGCGGUACCACGCGGCGGAUGAUUGUUGUCGAAAAGUACGAACUUCGUUCGGCUGCCUCUUUCUCCAUUCCCAUUGACUAAUCCGCACAUCUGAACUCGGAAUACAAAUAUUCUGGCAAGAACGAAGCCUCGAAGUGCCGCGGUAUUCGGAGGAAAAAACGCUUGUGCUCGAAAAAUACUAAUAACAGUUACGAGUCGAACACACCGGGUUCGAGUACGAAAAUAAUAACAACAACUACUGCCACGAGAAAGAUAAAAAACAAAACAAAAGGUGGAAAAGCAACAACAAGGCCAAGAAGAAGCAUCGCAAACUUCUGCUCUGGUUUGCAGCGGGUGUGUGUAUGCGUGCCUGCGAGUUGUGCGAGUGUAUCUGAGUGUGCCGAGCGGUAUCCGUGAGUUUGCGGUGUUUUUUGUGCGUAAAUGUGUGUGAAUGUGCCAAAGCCAAGAAUCAAAGUGCAAAGCAAAAUUGAAUAAUUUCUCUCGCUCCCUGUGUGCCGCACAUUCGCAGUGAAAUUAAAGUCGCUGAUAAAGGCAAAUAAUAAUAAUAAUGCCCAAACUCGGUUGGCGUGAAAAGUGAGCUGAAAGCUGGAAACAAGAGUAACACAAUGGCAGUGGCAGCCGCGGCCUGCAGAAUCGUUACGUAACAGCACCUUGCGUGGCAGCAUCCUUACGGGAAUCGCAAACGGAAAAAGGAAUCGCAAUUCAAAAUAAAAAUAGUGUCAACGUCAAAUUCGGCCAUGCUGCAACUUUCGGGAGCUUGAACGCAUUCUUCUUUCUCUCUCUAUACCCCCUUCUCUCUGUCUCUUUCCACCUCUGCCUAUUUUUCUCCCCUGCCGCGACCCCAUCGCCCCAUUUUUGUGUUUUUGUUUCUGAGCGAAGCGAACGAAAUGUCAACUUCCACAAUAACAACAACAACGACAGUGGCCGCCGCCCCCUCAACAUCGGCGCCGCCCACGCCCACAGCAGCAGCAGCAUCGGGGGCCGCACGCACUGCCGACUGCCGCAAAUUCACGCCGAACAUUUUCAACAAGAGCAAGUGCAGCCACUGCUUCCGGCAGCGAGAGGAGCACUCGGCGUCCGCCUUGGAAUGCAAUAGGCGAACGGGUCUGACUGAACCAGCAUCGCGAAAGGUCUCUAAAUGUGGAUAUUUAUUUGUGGCGCCAGAUUGGGACUUUAGCAAUCCAUUGUACAGAACAAAGCGCUGGCAAAGACGAUGGUUUGUUCUCUAUGACGAUGGCGAGCUAACGUAUUCUGUGGAUGACUAUCCCGAAACCAUACCGCAGGCCUGCAUUGAUAUGACCAAAGUGCUGGAAGUGACCAGCGCCGUGGAGGUGACGGGUCAUCCCAACUCAAUCGCCAUAGCUGCCCCGGAACGCGUGACCUUCGUGAAGGGAACCAGUUCGGAGGAGUCUCAAUGGUGGCUCAACAUCCUGGCGGCGUUUCCGAAGUCGAAGGGCCGCCACAAGCGCAGCGCCACCCUGCCUGGUGGCCAGGUUGUGGGCAGCCUGCGUCAGGCGGGCAACAGCGAACUGACGCUCGCGACGAAGCUGGGCAAUCGGCACAGCUCUUAUCACAAGGACACGCUGACGUCCUCGCAGUCGGCGGGCAACCUGCUUAGCACUCUGGAUCUGGGCCCCAGUACCACGAAGACAUGCUCAGCGGCUUUGACCACCACACAGACUUCUCUCGCUGAUGACGAAGAGGACGACGGCGUGGAAACGGGUGAGGAUGUCGAAGAUGAUGAGGAGGACGAUGAGGAUUUGCCAAGGAAGACGAGUGCCGCCAGCACAACCAGCUGCUUAAGCGGACAGGACGAAAACAAUCGAAAUGCGGGCAACGAGAUUACAAAUCGAGUUUCCCAGCCCACCACCUGCCUCCUGAUCGAGGACAUUCGGCGCGAUGAAAAGACGAUCAAGGACAUCGCCAACACAAUCACGAACUUGAGCCAACAGCAGAACAAACGCUGGUCCACGGCGGUGAACAAUGCCCUGAACAACCAGCAUCAGCACCACUUCAGCCACCAUAGCCAGUACCAAUCAUCGCGGGAUGAGACAGACUUCCAGGUGUCCUCCAACAAAGUCAGCAACAAGACCCCGAGCACGGCCACUGAACGACCAAAGUCCCUGCCCCUGGCAGCCAACUCCACGCCAGCGAUUGUAUCGGCCAUAGUCAAAAAGAUUCCCACGGUCAUGGAGCAGGGGGAUAAGGCGAAGCCCACUGCCAGGCUGCAGUUGCACCUGAAGUCGCCGAAACACUACCAGCACGAGAGGGGCGACCCCGAUGGCGGAUGCAAUCUGGACGAGCUGUGCGUUAACUACAUGGCCAAGACAGAUGAGCUCCGAUCGGUGGGCAAGGCAGGCGGUAAGGUCUCCUCGGGUCAGGGCAAGCCUCCUGCCAAGGCCACCGCAGAGGAGUCCCUGAAUGCUAAGAAGGGUUGGCUCAUGAAGCAGGAUAAUCGCACGGGCGAGUGGUCAAAGCACUGGUUCACCCUCAGCGGAGCAGCACUCUUCUACUACCGGGAUCCCUUGUGCGAAGAGCGUGGAGUGCUCGACGGCGUCCUGGACGUCAAUAGCUUGACCAGCGUUGUAGCUGAGCCUGCGGCGAGUAAGCAGCACGCCUUCCAGCUGACAACCUGGGACAAGCAGCGCUUGCUCUUGGCCAGCUUGUCGCCCAGUUCGAGGAACAGUUGGCUGGCAGUUCUGAGGAGUGCCGCCGGUCUGCCUCUGCUGGAGACGCCGCCCCAGCCAACGGACAUUGAACAGGACUUUAUCAAGGCCCAGAUGCAGCAACCAACCUCCAGUCCCGUCACUCCUGGCACGCCGAUCGGUCCACACUUUUCUUCGGAUGAAGAGUACAGAACGGCCUCGGAGGGCGGCAGAAGAGACAGCUUGGACUGGGGAUCGCCAUUGUCCCCAUCGCCGCCAGUACUAAGAAGUUGCCUUCGCAACCGCAGCCUGGCCAGUUUGCACAAGCGGAGCCGGAGCUCACCGCCCAGCUCCCGGCGCAGUACGGUGGACAGUGUGGCCAGCGAUGAGCUGCCCCUGCUGGUGGUGCCAGAGGAGCUGCAGCCAUCCGAGAGCCGGGAGCUCAAGCAGCAGUGCGAGACACUUCGUGCGGAAGCCUCUCUGCGGGAGGCCCGCAUGUCGGAGCUCCUGGCCACCCUCCAAAGAACCGAGCAGCAGCUGACCGCCCGCCUGCAGGAGCAGCAGCAGCAACUGAACAGCGAGCUAAGUCUAGCAAAACAGAGUGCCUCCGACCUGAUGCACAACCUGAGCCUACAGCUGUCGGAGAGCCAGUGCCAGAUUAAGCAGUUGGAGGACCGCCUGGCCCAAGGCAUCGAGGAGAACGAGGGCCUGUACAAGCGUCUAAGGGAGCUCAAGGCGCAGGACAACAGCGGCGGCGGUCUAAGCAACCUGCAGCGUCACAAAAUCAAGCGCAUGGACUCGCUCAGCGACCUGACCACCAUCAGCGACAUCGAUCCCUACUGCCUGCAACGCGACUCGCUUGCCGAGGAGUACAAUGAGCUGAGAUCCCGGUUCGAGAAGGCGGUCAAUGAGAUCCGGGCCAUGAAGCGAGAGCUAAAGCAGUCUCAAAAUCAAUACGAUGCCCUGGAACUGGCGCAGGCCGCUCUGCAACAAAAGCUGGAGAGGCGACAGCACGAGGAUGGAGCCCAGCUGCAAUUGAUGGCUGCCCGGAUUCAGGAUCUGACAUUGAAGUACAGCAGCUCCGAGCGCCAGGUGCGAGGUCUCAAACAGAAGUUGGCCAAGUCUGAGCGGCGCCGCUCGCUUUCCCUGAAGGGGAAGGAGCAACUGGAACUAAAGCUGAGCGAGCUGCAGAAGGAAACGGUGGACAGAAAGGAGGGCACACCUCCCGAAUCCUCCAGCAGCGAGUCCAGCAGUCAGUCGCCCCUGAAUGCCCACCUCCUACAGCGCCUGCACAGCCUGGAGCACGUGCUCUUGGGCAGCAAGGAGCGCCUGGAGCAGAGCCUGUCCCAACUGCAGCAGAUACGGGCAGGCCAAAGGUCUCGUCGCUCCGUCUCCCCCAUAAACGACCGUAAGGACGGUCUCAGACAGCUGGAACGGGCUCUGGCGGAGACCUGCGUGAUGGUUAGUGAGCAGAUGGAGCUUACCUGCCUUCAGGAUGCGUGCCACAAGUGCUGCGACCUGCGGCAGCGGGUGGAGAAGCUCUCCGCCCUGCAGCAGCAAACCGAGACGGAUUUGCAGAGAAGCGAGCAGCUGCUGGAGCAGCGGGAGAGUGACCUGGCCCAGGCUCUGGAGAAGUGCGCCAGUCAGGAGCAUGAGCAGGAGCUACUCGUGCAACAGCGCAGGGAACUUAGCGAGGAGCUGGGCAGACAGCAGGAGCGCUGCCGACGCCUGGAGAAACGACUGGAGCUGCUGGAGCGGGAGCACGGGAAGCAGCUGGAGUGCCUGAGGGAAGUCUACCACAAUGAGCACACCAACGUCGCUGACGAGCUGAGCUUUCGCAAGCGGUACCAGACCGAAAUCGAGCAGCUAAGAACGCUCUGCGAGAAGGGCUUGAGUGCAAUGGAGACAUCGCAUCGUCGACUCACCUGUGACCUGGAGCAGAAACACAAGCUAGAGAUUGAGCGUUUACUGGCCGAGAAGGAAACCGCCUUGGCCGAGGAAACUCAGGCCACUUUGGCAGCUCUGGAUGCCAUGCGUAAGGCGCACCAGAGCGAAGUGCAGAGGGAGGUGGCACGUUUCAAACAAGAGUUCCUCCGCCAGGUCCAGAGGGGCGAGCACAUGCGGGGCGAUGGAGCCAAGCUGAAGGAGGAGGAUCUCGAGGAACUACGCCUGGAAAUUCUGUCAUUUUCUGAGAAGUACUCCAUCAAGUGUGUGGAGAAUGCCGCCUUGGAGGAGAAAUUGCAUAUGGCAAAUAGCAAACUGAGACACUUUCAGCAGAUGCAGCAAUUGGAACUAAGGAAUCAGCAAUUUCGUGCUCACCUGGCCUCCUCCGAUGACCCGGCGAGUGACGUCCACUUUGUCCAAGGCCUGACUACCGACUCCAGAGAGGGUGCCAAUAAUUGUGAGGAUAGCGAGCCUGCACCUCAAAUAGUGGGUAAAACAGCAACCAGAACCACAACCGUAGCAGCCGCAUCAGCGCCCUCAAGCGACACAGAGUCCAAUCCCGAUCCCGAUUCAGAUACAGACACAGAACCCGCCGUCGACUCAUCGCGAGCGCCACCCGUGAAAAUGCAGCAAAGCCUCCUCGUGAUACCCUCCCAUAUGCUAAACUGUUCCCCCGUGUCUGCCGCAAACGCUUCUGAUCAGAGUCCCGGCCGAGAUCUCGAUGGGCCCGAGGCUGGCUACGAGCCAUGCUACAGGCCCUUCGAUAUAUUCGCCAUCUAUCAGAAUCGUUUGAGCUUCCAAGGUCUGAGAGGCAGCUCCACCUUUGGCAAGAGUUUGCGAAAAUCCACUGCUCACCAGGCAUCACCAGCAUCAUCAGAACUAACCACGACAGCGCCGCCAACAACCUAUCCAAAUAAGCCCAGUCACAAGGAAUUGUUUAAAACGGCUGCCGUUAUUAACAUUCAGCAACAGCAACAACUCCCAAAUGAAAAAGCACAAUGAACAAAUCGAAGAUAAAAUCGAAAAAUGGAAAGCAAAAAAUGCAAUAACCAAGAGCAAGCAAACAACAAACAAAACCAGUGGAACAACCAAAGAAUAAUUAGUGCUAAUAAUAAAUAAAUAAAUAAUUAUAAAUAUUUAAAAAUAUAUUAAUAACCAAUCAACCAAAAUCCCGAAAAGCAAAUAUCAGCAAUUCUCUAACCGAGCGCAAAACUGGUUGACGAGCAUACACAACGAUGAUGAUGAUGAUGAUGUUGGUGAUGUAGACGAUGAGGAGCAAGACUUGAUGAGCUUCACGCGGAGAAAGGGAGGUGGAGAUGGAGUUAAGCUAACAACGACUGUUCACCCCCCUCCAGGGAUAAACUGGAAGGGACGUCGAGCAAUGAGAAAACUAACCCCAACAAGAACAGCAACAACGGCAGCAUCAGCAGUCGUAGCAGCAGCAGCAACUGCGCAACAAAGCAACAUAACAAGCAAGAAUUUUGGGCCAAAUUUAUGUAUUUAUCAUCUAUUCUAUCAUUGUAUCGUAUGUUAUUCUAUUGUACGUUUACCUAAUUCUCUAUGUCCACAAAAUGUGUCAUUUAUUUAUGUUUACGUAGUUGUUAGGUCGGACUUCUUUGAAGCAAGAACGCGAGCAAAUUAAGUCUAAGUUGCCAAUGCAACUUUUUUUUUAUUUGUUGGUUUGUUUCAGUUUCUUAUUUCGCUUGUAUUACUUGUAUCGAAAUUGUUUCUGCUUACAUACUUGUAAAUGCAUUACACAUAAAGAAAAUACAAUUGAGAAACAACAAAUCAUCCAAUUAUAUUUUUGUUUUGUUAAACAUUGGUAUUAAUCAUAUAUCUUAUGCAAUUUUAAUCUUACCUAAUAAGUGGGGCAAAACAACAAAUGUUAAUAUUAUUUACCCGUAAGUCGUUAUUUGUGCAACAAAAAUAAAAAAUGAUGUAAGCAA